AUGGAGCCGGUCAGGAGCCAAAGCAUCAAGAUAAUCUUUGAGGGGGAUACCGCGACCACACCCAUAAGGGUGGCAGCCACCAAGUCGGCAAGAGGGUCUACAUCGAAGAAGACUGACACGGAUUACGUGAUGACGGAGAAGGACGGGCAGCGGGUCGAUGGAGAGGAGGUUAUCCUUUCGCCGCGAAAGAGGGGAGUGAAGAAGUUCUUAAUGAAGAGUUCGCUGGACGAGAUUGACACGGUUGAGCCACUGAGGCGGGCCCUUCGGCAACCAAUGCAAUGCUCUAUUCUGGAGUACCUGGCGGCAUCAAAGCCGGCUCGUGAUGAAUUACAGAUGAUCACGCGGAAGACUUGCAUACCUCUAUCAGAGGAGGGUCAGGGGGCCCCUAAAGCGGAAGCUUCUACAGUAGCGGUGACGGGGGUGACUGCGAGAGCGGAUCGCAUGGCGACAGUCCUUCUCGAUGGGAUGGAAGGUGUGUCUCCAGAUAAGUUUUAUAUACUUGGUAGCGGGGCCGUAGAGACGAUUAUAAAAGAUGGAGCGAUACUCGAUGCUGUGAUUGAUAACGGCAGUGAGGCUGUCAUCAUAGACGAGGACCUGGCAGUACAAGUUGGACUGGGCCUCGAUAGGUCAUACCUAUUCGAGAUAGAGACGGCUGAUGGGAGAAAGCAACAGAUCACUGGGGUUUGUCACAAGGCAGCCAUAGAGGUCCAAGGGGUAAGAGUGACCCUGCCUGUCUUUGCAGUCAAGAACUGCAGCUCCGACCUGCUCUUGGGUCGAACGUGGCUGAGCCAUGUGCAUGCGGUGACAAUAGAGCGACCUGAUGGGAGCCAAACAUUGUUCAUUAGGAAACCAGAUGGGACGCGGGUAAUGAUUGAGACAGUGGAGCCUCGGGAUCCUAGGAACAGAGCAGCUCUCGCUGUGGGUGCGAGACCCAGUGAUCAGAUUAAGUCGUUGCCUAUCUCCGGCCGCGCGGUGCGAUUUCGCGAGAAGARAUAUGGACCACUGCUCACAGAGGAAGAAGGUCGGAUCGUGGAGGUGGAAGAUUUAGGGAGUCGGCUAAUAGUGGACGGCAACUCGUACCCGAAGGAAAAAGAUGAGGAAUUUGGCGGUGUGGUAUCCGUGUCUUUUUUAAGGGCACGGCCCCCUAUGGGGGGCUACCCAAGCGACACAAGCGAGUAGCUCAAAAAGUUAAGCUAGUGGCGGUGGGCCGCGAGCGAUCUGCACUGGAAGGGGUAUUAGAAGAAGAGAUCGCGAAAGAAAUCAAAGAAAGAAAGAAAA
Chara braunii is the source of this 1278-nucleotide messenger RNA. The record is from the annotation of a GenBank genome assembly. Lineage: Eukaryota; Viridiplantae; Streptophyta; Charophyceae; Charales; Characeae.